AUGGAAGUCAGACCUAUUGGGUGGAUAUGCGGGCAGGUGCUGAAGAACUUCUCCGGAAGACUUGAGGGGAUCCAGAAGGCAGUCAUGGACCUUGCAGAUGAGUUCAAAGAUGAUCUCCCUGCCAUCCUAAGAAUAUCACAGUCUAAUCAGAAAAAAGAUCCAGUGCAGAGAACAUCCAAAGUCAGAAUGGCUCUAGCUUUAGCCCAGAUCAACCGGGGAACAUUAAUUCAAGGAUUAACCAGCAUAUCCAGCUCUUCCAAAUCAGUGGCCAAACUCCUGCAGCCCCAGCUGGCAUGUAGACUCUUGGAGCUGAGGCACAUAUCUCACCGGCUGCUGAGAGAGCUGAAUGCACCAAGCCAACCCCUGUACAGCACACAGGUCAGAAAGGGUUCUUUGUUUGAAAUAAUUUCUUUUCCAGCAAAAACUGCUUUAACUAGCAUAAUGUAUGCUUCCUACGCAGCACUAAUUUAUUUGGCAGUCUGUGUUAAUGCCGUGCUGGCAAAGAUAAAGAACAUUUUCCAAGAAGAAGAAUCCCUAAGGCAAAACAGAGAGAGUGAGAACUUUAGGAAAGCCUUUUCUGAGCCUGCGCUUCUACAGCCCAUGUUCUCUGAAGGUGAAAUCACAGCGAAACCUUAUAGAUCACUGCCAGAGAAGCCAGACCACCUCGCAGCUCUCUCCAAGCCUCCUGCCAACAAGCAGAGUAACAAGAUCCAGGUUUUACACUCUGUGUUUGACCAAUCAGCUGAACUGAAUGAAUGA
Arvicola amphibius (Eurasian water vole) is the source of this 759-nucleotide messenger RNA. RefSeq names its product spermatogenesis associated 9 (gene Spata9). The record is from RefSeq and is a predicted model, not a curated record. Lineage: Eukaryota; Metazoa; Chordata; Mammalia; Rodentia; Cricetidae. The transcript has 5 exons. Bases 1 to 759 code for a protein of 252 amino acids.